UAAAACCAGAGGAGGGCCCCCUACUGCACUGUGACGCUCCUGUCGGAAUAAAAGAGAACUGAAAAACAUCUCCCCUCCUCGCCUGAGCAAAUAAACCCCGAACCAAUUUCCCCAACCAUGAGUUCGAACCUUAACGAGUCAGUUUCCUCGACGAAUGAGAAAUCGGACUCAUUGCCUCCAUCCCCUGCAUCUUCUCAGGGGGAACUCGAAGCCAGCCAACCAUCUUCUCCAUCAUCGUAUGAAGAUCCCUCAUUGUCGGCCAAGUCUGAUCUCCUCGUCAGAAAAUGGAAGGUCCUGCCUCAGAAGUUCACUCGCCGGAAAGCCAUUGCUCUGGGCAUCAUCUCUGACAAAGAACGCGACAAGAAAUAUGCCGAGAUGGGAAGGGUGGCCGACGAGGAUGCUGCAAAACUCAAGGAGGACCAUCUCAAACGCGGAAUAGUGAAGAAAGGAUCGUUGGAACUUCUGGGAAUAUUUCAAAAGACCAAUCCUAAAAAAGAAAAGUGGUUAAUGAAAUAAAAUCUCCUCAAAAAGGCAAGGUUAAAAAAGGAAUGAAGGAUGGCCAAGGAAACUCCAACAUUCGAAUAGAUCGAAUCCCCCAACAAUAUAAAUGAUGGACGAGCAGUUGAAAGGGUGUGCUUGAGCGAGAGAAGAAAGUUAAUAAAAAGAAGAUUUCCAUUGAAGCAUCUUAGAAGACCAAGUGUCUGUAACUACUGCUCAAUUAGGAGUUCUAGAUAUAAUUCUAUUUCCAUCUUCUUCUACUGUAAUGGGAUUUUUUGGAUUAGCUGUUGAUAGCUUCUUCUGGGUUGGUAUCUGUGCAGUGAGAAGCUUUGUUGUAAGCUGUGAGACUCUCUACCCGCAAGGUAGAGAAGCAUAACUCUUGCUAGAGAGAAUAGAGU
Cuscuta epithymum is the source of this 896-nucleotide messenger RNA. The record is from the annotation of a GenBank genome assembly. Lineage: Eukaryota; Viridiplantae; Streptophyta; Magnoliopsida; Solanales; Convolvulaceae.